UAAACUUUUAGCAAUACGUUUUAGUCUAAUUGGAUAGGUUGAUCGAAGUUUUAGAGUGUGAUAUCGUGCAGUUUAAUCAAUUUUUUCAGAUUUAUUUGUAAAUGCAGGCGAUCCUGAGUGCCUAUAAACGUUAAGAUGUAGUGCGCGGAAGUAGUUUGAUUUUCACUUUUGAGUUAUGUUGCAGGGGUGGAUGAUGAUCAUCAAAAAAAUAUUGUGUUAUGACGUAUAUACUUUGAGUCGAAAUCGAAAGAAAUGUUCUAUACAUUUCUCAAUAUGAGCAUAUCCUUAAAGAGAAAGCUAGAAUUAAUUAUUCAGAUCAACGUCCACCAAAAGUGAUCCCCGAUGAGGCACAUUAAAUGUGUUUAUUAGAAAAAUUAAUUGAUUAUGAUCUGGUGAUUUUGCGAGUGUAAUAAUAAACAGUAAAAGGGAGACACUUUUCCACAUAUUCAACAUAUUGAUUAUCCGUUGGCAUAUGCUUCCUGAAGCAAAAUUGCACACACAUAGUGUUUCAUUUGCACUGUACAAAAUUCAAAAAUGGAAAUGAACGAAUCUGGUAUCGAUCUCAACUUCGACUUCGACUUCGACUACAGUGUUUUUGACGAUUUGAUUGGACCAGAUAAUCAACAGGAUGUAAUGUUCUACGAAUUGAAGUCAAAAACAGUUCCAGAAGAAACGCCAACUUUCAAAACGGCAACUCCAACAAACAGAACUCAAUUGAAACAACAACUUCAGCGCGAACAACUGCAGGAGUUAGAAAGACGCGACGCUGAAAAACGUGUUGCACAACAACAACUACUCCAUAACCAAAAACAUUUUCAACAAACUCCUACACCUUCUUCUUCAACAACGCCCUUGGUAUUUCAACAACAUCAACCUCAAGGAUCUGUCAUUGGCCAGAGUACUCCAUUGAAGGUUCCACUUCAAAGUAUUGGCGUGGAUGUUCCACCUCAAGUAUUACAGGUGAAAACUGUUCUAGAAAAUCCAACACGGUAUCAUGUUAUCCAAAAACAAAAAAAUCAAGUGCGACAGUACUUAAGUGAAUCUUUUAAACAAUCGGAUUGGGAUAGUCAAUUAUUACCCUUUUGCCGUAUAGCCAACGAAAAACUGCCCUCCAAUGAGAAAAACGAUGUAACUUCCACUGCAGACAGUAACAAUGACGUUAUGAGUACUAGCAAAGAUGGGAAGGGCUGUAACAAUAGUGCCUCGCAGAUUUGCUUGCAACACAAACAGCAGGCUCAUCCAAAUAACGAAAACUUACCCGGUGUUUUAGAUUACGGUUGUGUUAGUACAAGUGACGGGAGUGGAACGAAAAACAUACAUCCGGGUAAUAAUGUUUCCGGCAGUUCGGUGAACAUGAAUAGUGUAAACCUAAUCAAAAAAUCAAUAGUGAAUAAUAGCAAUGGGAAUAACAGUGCAACCGGGCCCACAUCUGUAAUAUCUCUUUUUCAAAACCAAUAUACAAAUGCUUUGACCGCCAGUCCUGAUAAUGCCAUGUCACCAAGCCUGAGCUCAGUUGCAACGAGCAAUUCAGAGACCGAAGACAUGUUAGAAGACAUCAUAGCAUUCCAAUCUUCUGCAUUAGCCGACUCACUCAAACUGGAUACCCCUUAUCCAUCAGAACUUAAAAUAAAGCAGGAACCACAACAGCUAACUGAUGCUGAAAUGCAUGCUUUGGCCAAAGAUAGACAAAAAAAAGAUAACCAUAAUUUGAUUGAACGUCGCCGGCGAUUCAACAUAAAUGACAGAAUAAAAGAGCUGGGAACCUUACUUCCAAAAAAUAAUGAUCCAUAUUAUGAAGUAGUUCGUGAUAUAAGACCUAAUAAGGGAACUAUCUUAAAAUCAUCAGUAGACUACAUAAAAUGUUUAAAGCAUGAAAUAAAUCGUUUGAAGCAAAACGAAUACCGCCAAAAACAAGUCGAAUAUCAAAAUCGCAGACUUCUAAUGCGGGUACAGGAAUUGGAAAUACAAGCAAAGUCUCAUGGCCUCCCUGUGUCCGAAUUCAGCAUAGCAUCCUAUUCAGCACCAACGUCAAAUUUAUAUAUAAAAUCAUUUAGUCCUUCUCUAAGCAACACCCAUCAUUCUGCAUCGUUAAUACCGGACAUUGUGGGGAAAAUGCCCGAUGUUGUAUCAGAAGCAGCCUUAAGUAUGAGUCAAAUGGAGGAUCUGAUGGAGGACGAACAUCCUGUUAAUGGCGAUCCGAUGUUGUCAUCGUCACAUCAUGUAUUAUCUUCACCGCAUUCGCCAACAUCAUCGAUUUCGCUACGGGGCUCAACAAACGAAGGCAACUGUGAUGUAACCGACUACGGUGGAGGCGGUAGGGAAAGCAGUGGUCCAUUAAAUUGCAGUCCUAGACAUCGUAGCCACACUCGGUCAAGUUCUCCAUGCAGUAGCCACCAUUUACACAAAAAUGAUGGGUUUCUUGAUGGGGGUACUUGUACCAACAGCCACUGUGGUGAUCCACUCUUAUCCCUAACACACACGCAUCAUUCAGUUGAUCUAAGCAGCUGCAUGGGCGAUUCAAUCUUGUCAUCCUCACACAAUUUAUUACCCGCAUCGCCGCACCGUUCGAAUAUGGAUUCGAUAUUAUCAUCACCUGACACAGAUUCAUUAGUAAGCGAUAUAGAUAUGGCCCCUUAAUGAACGCAAUAAGAUUUCAAUUCCCAAUUUUCCCAGCUCAUUCUGAUGAAAGUUUUUUCUAUUAGAAAUUAUUAUUAGAAAAUAAAAAAGCAACAAUCUGUUCAUAGCAAUUUAAUUUCUGUUUAAAUUGGUAUUUCCCAUCUAUUGAAACGAUGUUGGCAGAUAAUACAUAAUUGCACGACAACAAUUUACCAAUGUCUUCCAGAAGGCAAACAUUUGUUAAUUCAAAUUGCGCUCAUUUAUUUUGAGAUAAGAUAUAUAUGCUUUAUAAAGUGUAAGCGAAGACUUUCGAAUAUAUGUAUAUACUCGUGGUGCGUAAAAACACGUACAUAUAUUGUGAAAGGCUGUACUUCGCAAAGCUUGAUGAGUUAAGUAUCAGUACGUUAUAUUUGAAUUUUUCCUUCUGACUUGCAGUUUAAAUUGUCGAAAAUUUACAAAUAAAUAAUUCAUUUUACAAGCAGUCAGCAGGAUUGAUAUUUUUUCGAUAUGCAGGACAUUUUGUUAAAAAAGUUAUAGUGAAUAACGAAAUUAAUUUUGAUUUCCUUCCCAAUUUAUUUUUAAACAUUUAGUAUUCCACCGGUUUCAAUUUGCCACAAAUGGGUUGAAUUUUUUUAAUUUUUAGUGAUUGAGGGCAAUUUAAUUUAUAGGAAAAAUGUUAAAUAUUUCCUGAAUUUCCCUGCGUAAAGUAUUAUUUUAGUCAUAUUCAAUUCAACCCUGCUUACUCUUUAUGCUUUUUAAUAGCAUAUCUGCUUUAUCUUGAUUGUAGAUUUUAUGCUAUUAUCAUUGACUAAUGAAAACUUUUAUUUUAUUUUAAAUAAGGCGUUGAAAGAUGACAUCAAGAUAAGUGUUUUGUAGCAAACCACUUGAAGUAUGUAAUGUUUUCGUAAUCAUAUUAGUCUUACUCUAUCUAGCCCAAAACUUUUGUGAUUAUUUGUUUUUGCAUAUGAUCAAAAUGAUUGCAUACAUUCCUUAAAGCAAUAUCGAAGCACAACACUACGAAAGAGAAGUAAAUGAUUAAGUAGAUAUAAGAUUAUUUUGUUGUUGAAGCAGCAAGAACUGCUUGAAUCAAAUAGUUUUUGAUUUUUGUUAAAGCUUUCAUUAUUGUCUAGUGUAACUAAUGCAUCUAGUAGCCGUGACUCUAAGCCAAAAAUUUACCACAUAAUUCGAAUAUUAUUCAUUUAUUUGAAUUAAAGUACAUUGAAUGUUUCAAAGCGUCAAUAAGAAAAAAUCAUAUGAGAAAA
Hermetia illucens (black soldier fly) is the source of this 3878-nucleotide messenger RNA. RefSeq names its product microphthalmia-associated transcription factor (gene Mitf). The coding region runs from base 535 to 2637 and encodes 700 amino acids. The record is from RefSeq and is a predicted model, not a curated record. The transcript is spliced from 9 exons. Gene Ontology annotation, molecular function: RNA polymerase II cis-regulatory region sequence-specific DNA binding; DNA-binding transcription factor activity, RNA polymerase II-specific; protein dimerization activity. Gene Ontology annotation, biological process: regulation of transcription by RNA polymerase II. Gene Ontology annotation, cellular component: nucleus. Lineage: Eukaryota; Metazoa; Arthropoda; Insecta; Diptera; Stratiomyidae.